AUGAAAAAGCUCAAGCUCUGGAUCAAAAAGAAGGGCAAGGAGUGGGACGCCCCAGCUUCCGCCCAGAAGCAGCAGCAGCAGCAGCAGCAGCAGCAGCAGCAGCAGCAGCAGCAGCAGCAGCAGCAGCAGCAACGCGCCGGCCCCGCCGCAGCGCCGGGCCCCUCCCAGCCCCCCUCGGCCGCGGCGCCCCAGCCGAGCGACGGCGGCGCCCGCGGCGGCGCGGCGCCGCCGGCCGAGCUGCGGGGGUACGCCAACCAGCCCCAGUAUUCCUACAGCUCAUACACCGGGUCUCUGGGGGGCCUGCUGGCGGCGGCAGUGGCGCAGUCUUCCGCUUCAGCCAACGGCAGCGCCGGUGGCGGGGCCGGCGGCACGGGCGGUGGGCCGGGGGCGCCCGCGUCCGCCUUUGCGGCGGCGGCCGGCGCGGGCGGCGCGGCGGGGGCGGCGGCGGGCGGGAAGCGGCUGGCGCUCGACUUCCGGCUUGACAUGCGGCCUAUCAUGGCCUGCUUUGCUCAGGUGUAA
Messenger RNA from Monoraphidium neglectum, 519 nucleotides. RefSeq lists its product as hypothetical. Bases 1 to 519 code for a protein of 172 amino acids. NCBI's taxonomy places the organism in Eukaryota, Viridiplantae, Chlorophyta, Chlorophyceae, Sphaeropleales, Selenastraceae. The transcript has a single exon. The record is from RefSeq and is a predicted model, not a curated record.